Ziziphus jujuba (common jujube) is the source of this 1461-nucleotide messenger RNA. RefSeq names its product probable serine/threonine-protein kinase PBL11. The record is from RefSeq and is a predicted model, not a curated record. Lineage: Eukaryota; Viridiplantae; Streptophyta; Magnoliopsida; Rosales; Rhamnaceae. Gene Ontology annotation, molecular function: protein kinase activity; ATP binding. The transcript has 8 exons. Gene Ontology annotation, biological process: protein phosphorylation. The coding region runs from base 64 to 1461 and encodes 465 amino acids.
UCUCAAUAAUGCUGUGGCUUAUGCGUCUCUUUCUGCAUAAAAUUUCUUCAAAGUUUUGGCCAAAUGGGAAAUUGUUUGAAGAAAUUACAACUUGAAGAUCCUAACCAACCGGUUGCCAUUCCUCAUCCUCACGCUGAUGGAGUCGAAGGGAUAGUAUUUCAGACCAAAAAAAUUGGUAAAACAUCUCAUCAUGAUAGAAUCUCAUCUGCUUUCACAGAAAAACAUGGUAAACAUGAAAGUCAACGCAGAUCACCACUUGCAGAUAGAAACUCAGGUGCUUCAAUUUCUUCUAACACCCAAAUAGUUGGCAGAAAACGAAGAAAAAAUAGAAGGCGUGGUAACCAACAAACUUCAAGAAACUGGAAUAGUAACGGUAAGAAAGAAGUGUUGCAUGGUUACAAGAGCUACUGCUUCUGCUAUAGUGUUUUGAAGGCCGCAACCCAGAAAUUCAAUAGCAAGAAUUUGCUCGGACAAGGCGGUUCCGCUGAUGUUUAUAAAGGAUUUCUCAGUUACUGCAACUGCACCUACACCGCUUCAAAACCAAAUGCUGGACUUGCAGUUGCUGUCAAAAUACUCAGAAAAAAAGAUCCACAAGGCCAAGAAGAAUGGGAGAAUGAAGUGAAGUUUCUGAGCAAAUUAAACCAUCCAAACAUAGUGCAACUAAUAGGGUAUUGCUGCGACGGUGAACACAGAAUUUUGGUGUAUGAAUGCAUGUCUAGAGGAAGUUUGGAGGACCAUCUCUUGAAAGAGGUUGAAAGAAAGCUAAACUGGCGCACAAGAAUAAAUAUAGCGUUUGGGAUAGCCGAAGGACUAGCUUAUAUUCACGCACGUGGAAAGCCUAUCAUUCACCGGGAUCUCAAAGCCUCGAAUAUCCUGCUUGACGCUAACUUCAAACCCAAGCUUUCGGACUUUGGUCUAGCGCUUUAUGGACCCAAAGGCGAUGUUGAUCAUGUUAGCACAAGGGUCCUUGGUACCAGAGGUUACUUUGCUCCAGAAUACAUUGGAACAGGGCAUUUGACACUAAAGGUAGAUGUAUAUUCCUUUGGAGUGGUACUUCUACAGAUUUUAUCUGGUUAUGGUGCAGUGAAGAAAUUCACAGAUGGGACUACGGGAAACCUUGUACAAUGGGCUGAACCGCGAUUUAGUCAGCUCAGAAUUGAUAGCCUUGUUGACGAAGCACUUGGAAACAACUUUCCAAUGGAAGAGGCUCGCAGGUUUGCAGAACUUACACAACAAUGCCUCCAUCUAGAUCCUCAGAGCAGACCAACAAUGGCUGAAGUUGUGACCAAGUUAGAACAAUUACAGCAAAAUGCCCGCGGGAGCUGCAACCAGACCUCUCCUCCAAUUGCUAGAAACCAGACCCCUCCUACAAUUGCUACGUUUUCUUCAUGUCCUCCUCCCUCUACUAAGAAGCUCCGAAGCCAUGCAUGGAGAGACACCUCCUAUCCAACUUAUUGCUGA